Glycine soja is the source of this 970-nucleotide messenger RNA. Its product is annotated as transcription factor bHLH92. The transcript is spliced from 3 exons. The record is from RefSeq and is a predicted model, not a curated record. Gene Ontology annotation, molecular function: protein dimerization activity. NCBI's taxonomy places the organism in Eukaryota, Viridiplantae, Streptophyta, Magnoliopsida, Fabales, Fabaceae. The coding region runs from base 26 to 820 and encodes 264 amino acids.
AUUAAUCACAAUAAUACUACAGGUCAUGGAUCGCUUUUUUCCUGAGAAAAUUCUCGGUGAGAUUUUCUGGGAUGAACCUUUUUUGGCCACUGAUCAAAGUGAUUUAGUUCAAUAUUCCCAGAUUAACAAGGCUGAAGCUUCCCCUCCUGCAGCAACUCCAAGCGCUUUUGUUCAAUAUAGAGACCUACCCAGAAGAAUUAAUUCUCUAAACGGGUCAAAUUCCCAGAUCAUGAGUAAGAAAAUGCUUGCGUUCUUGAGAAAAAGUUGGCCUUGGCCUGUGGAGAGAAAUAACGUACAAGAGAAUGAGAGAAACCGUAGUUUCAGGCACAUGAUCAACGAAAGAAUGAGAAGACAGAGGCAGAGGCAGUGUUGUUUGGCGCUGCAUUCAAUAUUACCACAAGGAACAAAAACGGAUAAUAAUUCUGUAAUUCAAAUGGCGGCAAAGGAGAUUGUACGGCUACAAGGAUGCAGAGAAGAGUUGCAAAGGAAAAAUGUUGAGCUUGAAGCAAAUCUUGAAGGUGUUGAGAGCAGCAAAGGUAGCGGAAGUAAAGUUCAAUAUUUGAGAGUUCCACAUCCUAAGUCUGGAAUUGAUUCUAUGGUUGAGAUCCUCAAAUGCUUGAAAGACAAAGGAGUCGAUACCAGAAGCAUCAAAUCAACUUUCUCCCCACAGGAGUUGUUUGCAGUGUUAGAGACAGAAACUGAUGAGGUUGCAGAUGCUGAUGUUGAAAGCGCUACUUGGGGAACACAUGAUGAACUUGAUUGGAAGCUUCAUUCCGAUGCCCGGGAAGGUUCAAAUAAAAAGCAAAAGACUAUACAUUAAGAGUUAGACCAAAUUUAGAAAUGUCUACCUUGUAUUUGUAAAUAUAUACACACCAGAUCAAUUGACUUUUUUUUAUAGUCGUCAAGCUUGUACACGUGUAAAAGUCUUCGGAUUUUACCUUAUUUGAGAUUCACUUAAUUCCCUCUCUAA